AGAGCAGGUCCGUGUUCGAGGCUGCCCAGGACCCCGUCCUUCUUCACGGUCUGACCCUUGUCAGUGGAGUUGCUGCAGAUGCAGGUGCUGCUGAGUUGGCACCAGUGAGCCACGGUGCGUGGGACUCCGUGGGGACGGCAUGAGGGAAGUAUUUGUCUAAGCUCUUGCCCCCCAGCCCCAAGCCACAGGUUAGGAACUCUGUCCCUAAUAGAGCAUGGGUGGCCACGCUGGAGCUUGGCCAUGGGUGCUGCCUUGUGGGCAGGUAAAUGGGCUUUUCUCAGUGUCACCCCAAGGUCCCCGAAGCUUCUUCUACAACCAUAGGGCUCUUUGGGUGGCUGAGAAGGGACCCAGGAGGCUCUGCUCCUCGUGGCGUAGCCUGGGGAGCUGACUGUGCAGAGCGCUUCCUUCUUCCUACAGAGAAGCCUGCAGCCGCCAGCUGCAAGGAGAAGGUCCAUGAGGUCCCUGAGAUGCCAGAGAGGAUGUGCUGCUCAACCUGUGGGCAGGUGUUCGGCAGCCGGGAGGAGCAGACUGAGCACUACCGUCUCGACUGGCACCGCUUCAACCUGAAGCAGCGACUCCGGGGGCGCCGGGCAGUGCCUGUGGAAGUGUUUGAGGAGAAGACCUGCACAGGUGAUGUUUCGAGCAUCUCAGGAUCCGAUUCAGAGAGCUCUGAUACAAGCAGUGAGUCAGAGUUGCUGCCCUCUGCCAGUGACAGCCCUGGGACCCCACAGACUUCCCGCUCCCACAAGGUGCUGGUCCGCAAUGCAAAGGGCCAGCUCAUCUCUGCAUAUCGCUGCGUGCUGGUCACAGGGAAGGGUGACAUCGAGGAGCCAGCAGAGCUGACAGCAUCACUGCAGAGCCUCAGCAUGAGCACGUGCUGGGUUGUGCUGAUGAUGGGUGGUGGGCACUUCGCAGGAGCUGUGUUCCGGGGCCCCCAGGUGCAGGAACACAAGACCUUCCACCGCUACACGGUGCGAGCACGGCGUGGCACAGCCCAGGGCCUGCGGGAUGCCCAGGGGUCAGCACCCAGGUCGGCUGGAGCUUCCUUGCGGCGUUACAACGAGGCUGCUCUGCUCAAGGAUAUUCAGGACCUCCUGGCAGCCUGGGCACAGCACCUGAAUGAAGCUCAGCGCAUCUUCCUCCGGGCCCCUCGUCAUAACCGUGCGCUGCUCUUUGGUGGCAGGAACCCACCCCUCACCCGAGGGGACCCUCGCAUCUGCCACAUCCCCCUCAGCACCCGCAGGGCCACCCUGCGAGAGGUGCUGCGAGUCCACGCCACGCUGGCCAGCCUGCAGGUGUAUGGGAAGGAUACACCACUGGAGGAUAUCACUGGGUCCCCCAGGAAGGUCUGGCAGAAAAGGCAGCGGAAAGCAGAGAUGAAUCCCCCACAGGAGAACACAACUGCUCCAGAGGUGGAGGAGGAAGAGGAGGAGGAAAGCCCUGCAGGGGAGCUGGAGACUGUUGAAGUGACACUGGGGACCUUGGACCUCCGGGAGUUCGAAGUGAUGCCCAAGCGAAACCGCAAAAGGAAGAAGAGGGACAAGAAGGUGAAGAAAGAGCCCUAUGCUGAAGAGACUGGAUAUCAUUGUACUCAGUGUGUGCAGCCUGGCUGGGAACCAGUGACGGAGCUGCAGGGGGAGACUGAGGCUGGGCCCCUUCUCUGGGGUGAUGGAGGAGACCCUCAGACCCAGCUCCGCGAUGCCUUAUUCACCGCCUGCAAAACAGGGGAUGUGCAGACACUGCGGCACCUCCUGGGUGUGCGAGAGAGCGAGGGCCUGCCAGGGGACAGCGAGGAUGGGGAGGUCACACAGACUCUGGAUAUGGCCUACUCCCUGCUCAAUCAGCCUGUGGAUGAGCGUGGCUGCAGUCUGCUCCACGUGGCAGCGCAAGCAGGCAAGGCGGAGGCCGUGUGCCUGCUGCUGGAGGCAGGGGCAGACCCUGCCCUCAGGGACAGGCAGGAAAGGACCCCAUACUGCGUCUCUGCUGACAGAACGACCUGCAACGCUUUCCGCAAGUUCAUGGUGGACCAUCCAGACAAGUACGACUACAGCCGUGCCAAGGUACCAGGGCCCCUGACACAGGAGAUGGAAGCCAAAAAGCUGGAGAAGAAGCGGGCACAGAAAGCCCAGCGGAAGCAACGGGAGCAAGUGCAGCGGGAGGAGCGGCAGCGCUGGGAGCAGGAGCAGGAAGAGAAGCAGAGGUUCGCGGCUCUGUCUGACAGGGAGAAGAGGGCGCUGGCUGCCGAGCGGAGGUUGGCUGCGCAGCUGCAGGACACCGGCACAACGCUUACCAACAUCAGCCGCUGCUGGCACUGUGGAGAGUCCCUGCUGGGACGGAUCCCUUUCCAUUACCUUGACUUCUCCUUCUGCUCCACGGCCUGUCUGCAAACCCACCGCCGGGCACAGGCCAGACACACCUAAGGCUGGGGACUGCUGCCACCUGCCAAGGACUAAUGUGGGGACACAGCUGAGCACUGGCCGUGCAGCAAGGGAGAGCCUGUGGACCAUGUCACUCUGGGGCAGCUCUGCAAGGCUCUAGGCAUGAAUGUCGCUCUGGGUGCUGACUCUGGGGACGUUAGAACUGAGAGGUUGUGCUACUGUGUGGUGCCAGGACUGUUUGGUGGCCCGGCUCCAGCUGGGGGUCCUGCUGCCAGCUUUUCUCAUGGCUACCUUGUAGGCUGCUGUCUGUGGUGGAGGGACAGAUCCUGACACAUACAGACCCUGCAGCCCUGAGCUACCUGCAGCCACGCUUGUGGGCACCUUUGAGGUGGUUCUUUGCCCUCUCCUCUCCUGGCUGCCCUCAGCAUCUCAGCCCUGUCAUGUUAGCAACUACCUCUUCUGCCUACAUUGUCAAUAAAAAGGUGCCUUGACCCCUUAGACAGGGGCAGAGUCAGCAUGAGUACUGGAACUAUUUGGGAUGAAUGUGGGAUUAACAUGCAAAUAAAUCUCAAUCCUGGGCCCCUUUCUCAUUAGCACAAGCCCUGCCUGGCCUGAGAGGAGGGCAGAAGCUCUGUAUGUCUAUGCCAGGAU
This is a messenger RNA of Lepidothrix coronata (blue-crowned manakin), 3029 nucleotides long. It is a transcript of the gene ANKZF1, whose product is annotated as ankyrin repeat and zinc finger domain containing 1. The transcript is spliced from 14 exons. Bases 267 to 2420 code for a protein of 717 amino acids. Gene Ontology annotation, molecular function: protein binding. NCBI's taxonomy places the organism in Eukaryota, Metazoa, Chordata, Aves, Passeriformes, Pipridae. The record is from RefSeq and is a predicted model, not a curated record.